This is a messenger RNA of Cornus florida, 462 nucleotides long. RefSeq lists its product as uncharacterized. The record is from RefSeq and is a predicted model, not a curated record. NCBI's taxonomy places the organism in Eukaryota, Viridiplantae, Streptophyta, Magnoliopsida, Cornales, Cornaceae. The transcript has a single exon. Bases 1 to 462 code for a protein of 153 amino acids.
AUGAGAAGCAGAGGACACAAACAGAGCAAAUUGAAACAAUACAUUGGCGCACCUACCAGAUUUCUAAGCAAGGCUAGAGACUUUUACGUCGAGAGCAUGGUGAGUUUGGAUGGGAAGGUAGGCUAUGGCAAUGUCGUGGGCUGUUCAGCUCCGCAAAUGCCCAACUUACCCAACAGUCUAUUGAGAAAGAGAAAUGAUGAUGAUGAUAUUAGGGAGCUUUUCCGAACGGUAUCUAUGUCGAAGGUGGAGUUGGACAGCCAUCGGCAACCAGGACGGAGACAGCCGGUGGUGGGUCCGAAUGGCAUAGGGAGGAGUUACAGCGUUGGGUUAGGAAAGAUUGGAACAAUUGAUGAAGACAAGCCCUGUGAUUUUGGGGAAGAAGAGUUUAUAAUGAAGAGUGAUUUCAUGUUUGCAAGAAGCAGGAGUUAUGCUGUUACAAAGAAGAAUGUUGGAUAUUAUUAA